Molecule: messenger RNA, 1194 nt
Organism: Cyphellophora europaea CBS 101466
Lineage: Eukaryota; Fungi; Ascomycota; Eurotiomycetes; Chaetothyriales; Cyphellophoraceae
Exons: 3
Coding region: 1-1194 (397 amino acids)
Biological process (GO): nucleophagy; protein lipidation; protein localization to phagophore assembly site
Cellular component (GO): phagophore assembly site membrane; cytosol; extrinsic component of membrane
Molecular function (GO): phosphatidylinositol-3-phosphate binding; phosphatidylinositol-3,5-bisphosphate binding; protein binding
Source: RefSeq, a predicted model, not a curated record
AUGAAUACGAGACCGGUCAUUGACGAGUCCUCUGGACCUACUUCGCUCUCCGCCUCCUUCAAUAACGAUUGCAGUUGCUUUGCUGUUGGGUUGGAAGAUGGCUUCUGUGUGUUCAAUUCAGAUCCAUGCGAGCUCAAAGCCUCACGAGAUCUCAACUCGGGAAUCGGCAGUGCUGAGAUGCUUGGUCGCUACAACUACUUGGCCCUAGUUGGCGGUGGACGGAAUCCUCGAUGGCCUCAAACUAAGGUCAUCAUCUGGGACGAUGCCAAACAGCGAGCGGCCAUCACACUCGAGCUCAAGACAGCUGUCCUACGCGUGCGCCUCACAAAGUCGAGGAUUGUAGUCGCUUUGCAAAACAGCAUACACCUAUAUAAUUUCUCCUCGCCACCAGAAAAGACUUCCAUAUUCGAGACGGCCGAUAAUGCAUUUGGGCUGGUAUGCUUGGGCGCAAGAACCGUGGCUUUUCCAGGACGCUCGCCAGGCAAGGUCCAACUUGUGGAACUUGUGUCCGGAAAUGUCUCCAUCAUUCCAGCACAUACGUCGGCCUUGCGAGCAAUGGAUCUCAGUCGUGACGGGCGUUACCUUGCUACCGCUUCCGAGACAGGUACUCUGAUCCGGGUGUUCAAUACAGCGAAUUGCACCAAGAUCGCCGAGCUCCGGAGAGGCGUCGACCCAGCUUUCAUCUUCAGCAUCGCUAUCUCUCCUGACUCGAGUGUGCUAGCGGUGACCUCUGAUAAAUCUACUCUGCAUGUCUUCGAUCUGCCGGCAAUCCCUGGAUCCGCAGACACAGCGAUGCGCAGACGCUCACAGUCACCGCAUGUACCCUCAGAAGCAGAUGAAGGCCACAACGCGUCCCAGAAAUGGGGCUUCCUCAGCAAGAUUCCACUCCUGCCCCGUGUCUUUUCCGACACGUACAGUUUCGCUUCUGCACAUUUUGAGAUCGGUGACGAGACGGGCCCGAAUUCACCUUCGACUCUGACAUACCUUCCCGCACUAGGAUCAUUACCUUCCCGAGCACAGAAAGGGCUUCUAGGUUGGAUCAACGACGACACUUUACUCUGCAUUGGCACUGGCCGCGAUGGACGGUGGGAGCGUUUCAAAGUCGGUGAGCGGCCCGCCCAAGCAUCCAUCGAGGACGGCCACGAACGCCGGAGUGUGUGGCGAGAUGGCUGGAAGCGAUAUCUGGGGAAUUAG